UUGACGCACCAAGGUAGGAAAAAAAAAAAAAGCUAGAAGAAAGCGAACCAAACGAGCAAGAAAGAUGUCUGAAUCCAAGUACCGCGAGUGGAUCCUGGACACUAUCGACUCGCUGCGGUCGCGCAAAGCUCGGCCGGACUUGGAGAGGAUCUGCCGAAUGGUCCGGAGGCGACACGGGUCCGAGCCCGACCGAACCUGCGCAGAACUGGAAAAACUGAUUCAGGAACAGACCGUGCUAAAAGUUAAUUACAAGGGCUCCAUUUCGUACCGAAACGCCGCCAAGGUUCAGCGGAGAAGCAGAAAAAAGGACGAUGUAACGUUAACGACGGCUGCGCGAAGGAGCGCGGUGGAAGAAGCCAGUCAUUCUGACUUGAGCAACGGGGACAGCGCGUUCGGUCCCGCGGACCCGGACGAGGAGGACCUGGAGGCGGACACCUCAAUGGUCAUGGACACAGACAGUAAUGCAGAUGAGGAAGGGGCCGAUGAGAGCCGGGAUGGGCAGGACGGACCCUCGCCCAGUCGCACGUUUGAAGAAGCCGCCGUGCGAGCCGUCUCUGCUCCCUGCUCCCCCUUUGGCACUCGGAAUGGCCCCGGCCCGGGCCCCGACUGCGGCCCCGGUUCCGGUCUGGACUGUGCCUCGAUCCAGAAGGUUGGUGAGAGGCCCAGCUCCUUGCCGCCCUCCAGCCCCACAGCCCUCGCACACAAUGAAUGGCCCUAUCAUCCUGCCGUCUGCCCAGUGGAGCGCCAGCACCCAGGAAUGCAGAGAGACAAAGCAGUCACGAAGCCAGCGAUCCACUCGGCCACGACCAGCCCCUGCACGUUAAAGAACCGCGUGAAGAAGGAAGAUGAAGGCAAGAUGGUGGAUAGUGGCCUUUUGUCUGACCAGUUGGUACCGGACUAUGCUGCAGGGCUGGAAGAGAGCAAGCAUGCAUCUGAAGGGACAGCACAGGGACUGCCUCUGCCAUCUGACAACUGCACAUUAAUGAAGAACAACAUAGAUCUAUCCUCCUUCACAGCAGAGGAAGACGGUCUUCUGAACGGCGAUAAAGGGGAUGAAAUCUCUGUGAAGAUGGAGAAGAUGAGCCAUAACUUGAUGCUGUGGACUGUGGCAGAUGUGGCCAGUUACUUCUCAGCUGCGGGCUUCCCAGAGCAGGCGGUGGCGUUCCGAACACAGGAAAUUGAUGGGAAGUCCCUUCUCCUAAUGCAGCGCGGCGACGUGCUGACUGGUCUGUCCAUCCGACUCGGCCCUGCCCUCAAAAUCUAUGAGCGCCAUGUGAAGGUGCUUCAGAGGACCCACUUCCUGGAAUACGAAGACCUCUGAAGCGCCGAUUCACAGUGCAGACGGACGAUGCUGCAUUGACCCACACGUGCAUGCAGUGCCCUCUCCCAUCCACAUCCUGCCCGCCACCUCCAUAUACAGAGUAUGUAGAGGGUGAGCGGGGGUGGGGGAACGCUGCGAUGGAAUUAACUUUCACUGUGAGAAUGACCAGAAACUGAAAAAAAAGUCAUCCUACCUCUCAUCAUGGGCUUGGUUUUCACAUGUUUUCAUUUCAUCCAUGUGCCGUCGAGGGAGCAGACUGGAGCGUUCAGAGGAGGUGUUAACUGGAGGAGCGAUGACCUUUUUGCAAGAGUAAAAAUAUGGAUAAUUCAGCCAUUGAAGGGGACUGAGCCUUGCACCAGGCGGACCACGUAUGAGCUGAUCGACCCACAGAGACCGGCUGCACUGCGUAGUGCCGUGUGCAACGUGACGAGUCAGUGGUGGGUCCACGUUGGUUUGGCUGUGGCUCCGAAAUGUCUCUGAGUCCUCGCUCGCUCAAUCACGGUACCUUCUGUUAGUCCAGAACCUCUUUGUAAAUCACACAGACGACCGUAAAGCUUAUCUGUUGUUCGUUUCCUUUCUAUUCCGUUUGAUUCAAUGCCAUCAAAGUGCUGGGGAAGUCAGACGUUCUACAUAUCUGCAUCACAAGUCUGAUUCCUGACUUAUUAUGCCCCCAAUAGCUGCUGAUGUUUGAUUAUGUCUUCAGUGUCUCACAAAUAUGAUAUUCUACUACCUGCUGGUAAGGCAAUAGGUUUUCUUCUUGUAAUCGUAUUUAGAUCCGACUGUUGUCCAACUUCAUACAGUUGCAUUUCGGGCAACAAUUGCGAUAGAUGUGACGAGGAAACUGCAGCCUCAUGGAAUCUGCUUUCAUACAUAAGCAAAAUAAAGUAAUACACUUUGGGAAACGCCAUUGUAAUACUGAAUAUUUAGUUGUAAAUUGAAUACAGCUGCUCUGUCAUUUCACACAGCAGACAUCUUGAUCAAAUGCAAUAUUUUAUGUUAUCAUCCAUUUAUAAUUUGUCCACUGUCUUUUUUAAUGUAAGCCCGCCUCUUGAAUUGUAACAUUCCAUAUGAUGUCUACAUCUUCAAUGUAUCCCCCUUUUUAUCUGUAACAUUGACACAUACAAAAUAAAGCUCAUGUCUCUCCAUUCAGUCACUUAUUUUCUGUUUAUUUAACUUGUCGUGUUAAUAACUUGUCUAAAAACAAUUGUUUCAGUGGGUCAGAGUUGCCUUAAGAGGGAGUGAGGGUCCCUCUUCAGUGUUCAUCAAAUAUUGUAAACAAACUUUCGUUCGAUGCAAUGUUCUGUAAAAUGCACAUUCAGUGAAAAUGGAUUAGCAAAGAAUAAACUAUUUUGCAUGUG
Molecule: messenger RNA, 2679 nt
Organism: Pseudoliparis swirei
Lineage: Eukaryota; Metazoa; Chordata; Actinopteri; Perciformes; Liparidae
Gene: samd1a
Product: sterile alpha motif domain containing 1a
Exons: 7
Coding region: 65-1321 (418 amino acids)
Molecular function (GO): DNA binding
Source: RefSeq, a predicted model, not a curated record